AUGAAGCUAAUAAUAGAAAGGCCCUCCAAUAUUCUCCUGCUCUUGAGUUUUCUGUUAGUGCAGUACUCAUGCAUGCUUCAGUUUGCCCAAUCUUCCACCACCAGCUUUACCGAUCAAGCAGCUCUCAUUGCCUUCAAAUCUAAACUCACUUCCGGUCCAAACCAAACUGUCUUGGCUGCUAAUUGGUCCACAGCUACAAACUUCUGCAAUUGGAAUGGCAUCUCAUGCAGCAGACGUAGGCAAAGAGUCACUGCCUUGAACAUUUCUUACAUGGGACUCCAAGGCAUCAUUUCUCCACAUAUUGGUAACCUCUCUUUCUUGGUUUAUCUCAAUCUACGCAACAAUAGCUUUUUUGGUUCUUUGCCCCAUGAGAUCAGUCGCCUACAUCGCUUGAGAAUACUCCAGCUCUCAUUCAACCAAUUGGAAGGUAAUAUCCCUCCAACUUUGCAUAAUUGCCGGAAUCUUCAACGAAUACUACUCGAGGGAAACCAUCUUACGGGUGCAAUUCCAUCAACCCUCGCCAACAUGUUAGCAUUAGAGGUGUUGGAUUUGCAAGACAAUAGCCUCACAGGAACUCUUCCAUUGGAUCUGUGCAGCCAUUGUCCUAAUCUUCAACAGCUUGGCCUUUCAAUCAACAAAUUCAGCGGUCAACUCCCUUCACAAAUGAACUACUGUAGAGAGCUUGUAGUCUUAUCCCUAUCAUACAAUAAAUUUGAUGGGAGUAUUCCAAAAGAGAACAACAUUCAAGGAAGCAUUCCGAGUGAUUUAUGGCGCCUUUCCAAUCUGGGACAAUUGCUUUUACAAGAUAAUUAUCUCACAGGGACAAUCCCCCAAAGCCUUUUCAACAUCUCCUCUCUACAAAUAAUCUCCUUGGUCAACAAUUCCCUAUAUGGCAAUCUUCCAUCAAAUUCUGAUUUUUCCUGCCCCAGUCUUGAAAGUCUAGCUUUUGGUAUCAACAAAUUUAGUGGUCUCAUCCCAUCGUAUCUUUCAAAUUGUUCCAAGCUCGCCGUAUUAGAUUUAAGUUCAAACAUACUCUCUGGACCAAUACCAAAAAGUCUUGGACAAUUGAAAUAUCUCCGAUUUCUUAAUCUGGAUGAGAAUCAACUAACAGGAGAACCUGGAGAUCAAGAGCUUAAUUUCCUUUCAUCUUUCUCUAAUUGUAGAGUUUUGGAAGACCUGUCCAUAUCCUACAAUCCCUUGGAUAUUAUUGUUCCGGAUUCUAUUGGAAACUUUUCAACCACCCUUCACACCUUUCUUUUAGUUGAAAGCAAAAUAAAGGGUCAUAUUCCUUUGAGUAUAGGUUUCUUAAAAAACUUGACCUGGCUUGGGUUGGGAAAUAACAAUUUGACUGGAAAUAUACCGUCCACAAUUGGGGGAUUGGAAGCAUUACAAAGAUUAGAACUUGGUGGUAAUAAAAUUGAAGGAUUCAUUCCAGAAGGCAUAUGUGAAUUAAAGAACUUGGGCGAGUUAAAUCUCUCACAUAACAAAAUCUCUGGAUCCAUUCCAAAUUGCAUUUCAAACCUCAAUCUUCUCCAAAAGCUAUUCCUAGAUUCUAAUAAAAUAGAAUCAUCAAUACCAAUAAAUUUAUGGAAACUUGAAACUCUAUUGUUUUUGGAUCUAUCAUCGAAUUUCCUGGGUGGAUAUUUGUCUCCAAACAUGAAAAAGUUGCAUACUAUUGAACACAUGGAUUUAUCUCGGAACAAAAUUAUUGGAAAUAUUCCAAGCAUCAUUGGAGCAUUUGAAAGCCUAAAUUAUUUGAAUUUGUCAAAGAACUCAUUUCAAGGAGAAAUCCCACAAUCUUUCAGAGACUUGAAAGGAUUGGAUAUCUUAGAUCUCUCUUACAAUGAUCUAUCUGGUGCAAUUCCUAAGUCUCUUGAGGCACUUUCAUAUCUCAAAUAUUUGAAUGUGUCAUUCAACAAGCUAUCUGGAGAGAUACCAUCUAGCGGGCCUUUUGCAAAUUUCACAGCUAAAUCAUUUUUAGGAAACAAAGCGCUUUGUGGGAAUCCAAUUUUUGGAGUUUUGCCUUGUCCAAGUCUGAGCUCCAAAGGAUCAAAGGUGAAACAGAGUUUGCUCAAAUAUUUUCUUCCUACCAUUGCUUCAAUUAUACUCUGUAUAGCAUUGGUCUAUAUGUUGAGAAGACAUCGAGAAAGUAAAAUACAGCUUCCAAGUUUAUUUAGUACAUUGUCUUUAUCAAAGCAUAGAAUGGUAUCAUAUCAAGAGCUUUGCCAAGGGACAAACAACUUUUGUGAAAGCAACUUGCUUGGAGAUGGAGGUUUUGGUUCUGUUUACAAAGGCGUGUUACUUGAUGGGACUGUUGUUGCUAUUAAAGUUCUAAAAUUGCAAUUGGCCGGUGCUUUCAAAAGUUUCGAUGCAGAAUGCAAGGCCUUACGGACAAUCCGACAUAGGAAUCUUGUUAAAGUCAUAAGUACAUGCUCCAACCCCGAGUUUAGAGCUUUAGUACUGCAAUACAUGUCGAACGGUAGCCUUGAAAGGUGGUUAUACUCUUAUAACUACUGCUUGAAUCUUCUUCAAAGAGUAAACAUUAUGGUUGAUGUUGCAUCGGCGUUGGAACAUCUCCACCACUGUCUAUCAGAAUCUGUGGUUCACUGUGAUUUGAAACCUACCAAUAUUCUUCUAGACGAGGACAUGGUUGCACAUGUGGGAGACUUUGGCAUUGCAAAGAUUUUGGCUGAAAACAAGGAUGCGACACAAACCAAAACUCUUGGUACACUGGGCUACAUUGCUCCAGAGUAUGGUUUUGAAGGAAAAGUCUCCAUCAAAGGCGAUGUUUAUAGCUAUGGUAUAACAUUGUUGGAGAUGAUCACAAGGAAGAAACCUACCGACAACAUGUUUGAAGUAGAAUUGACUAUGAGGCAAUGGAUAAAUGCAUCACUUCCUAACAGAAUGAUGGAAGUUGUGGAUGACGGUUUAUUGAGAACAGAAAAUGGAAGAGAUGUAACUACCAUGCAAAGUGUUCUAUCAUCCAUCAUAGAAUUAGGCUUAAGGUGUUCUGAAGAGUUACCAAAUGAAAGAGUCGAUAUCAAAGAUGUGCUUGUGAAACUUCAAAAAAUUAAACUGGCACUUUCUGAAAACAGAAAUCGGGGUAUCUGA
Messenger RNA from Corylus avellana, 3111 nucleotides. The record is from RefSeq and is a predicted model, not a curated record. NCBI's taxonomy places the organism in Eukaryota, Viridiplantae, Streptophyta, Magnoliopsida, Fagales, Betulaceae.